Messenger RNA from Condylostylus longicornis, 2362 nucleotides. Its product is annotated as transmembrane protein 181. The record is from RefSeq and is a predicted model, not a curated record. The coding region runs from base 473 to 2104 and encodes 543 amino acids. Gene Ontology annotation, molecular function: toxic substance binding. Lineage: Eukaryota; Metazoa; Arthropoda; Insecta; Diptera; Dolichopodidae. The transcript is spliced from 10 exons.
CUUUUCAUAUUAUUACUUAAUAGUAUUUGUGUAAAUAUUUGGAUGCUCCAAGAUAAUAAUAAAAAAUAAAAGAAUCUUAAAAAUUCAAUUCUUUCCUUUGCAGAGGUAAAAGAAUUGCGUCUUAUAAAAUUUAUUAUUUUGCAUACUGUUUUAUCGAUUUUCAUAUUAGUUAUCAGCUAAGAAUAAACUGUAAAUUACAAUAAAAAGGAUAAGAACCUCGCCAUAUGAAAAUGUAAAAAUGAUGCAAAAAAUAUGUAAACUUAAAAUUUUAGCAAAUAGUUGUUAUAUAAAAAUUCUAAAAUUUAAUAUUAAGAUAAACAUUAAUGAAUUCAAUUAAUUAUUUUAUCUCCAAUGUAUAAUUAAUGCUUUCAAGGACAAAACAAAAAAAAAGUAUUUGAAAUACCUAUUUUAAUUAAGUUCAAAAGAACAAAAAUAAAAGUAAAGAAAAAUAAAUACGAAAUUGCUAUCGAAAAUGGCUAAUCCGCCACAGGAUACAUCUGGUUUAGGUUAUUUUUAUCAUUUACCGUCUGGUGGUUUUUUAAAUAGAAUUCGAAAUUCGUUGACACAAUUUAGUGAUAUUUUUAGUGAAUUUAAUAAAUACAUUGCUCCAGCAUAUCAUCAUGAUCGAUGUGAGCGAAGUGUUUAUAUGAGAUUAUAUUCAAUGCAUAAACGGGAGUUCGUAAUGGUCUUUAUAGGAUUUUUCAUAUGUUUUGGGCUUGGUAUUGUAAUUGGAUUAGCUGGUCCUCCUAUUACAAAUACAAAUGAAAUAACUGCCACCUCGAUAUUAGAAAAUACAACGAUAACAAAAGAUAAAAAUGCAUUGGCAACUGGACCAUUUGUUAUGAAAACCCCGUUAACAACAACAUACUCACAACAGUUGUGGUUAAUAGCUAAAUUAGAAACAUCAAACGAAGAUGAUGAAAAGUAUGACAAGAGUUUUCAGGUAAGUGUCGGAAUAGACGGAAUAACCGAAAGCCAUACCCCCCUAAAUAUAUUAAGUGCAGAAAACAUUAAAAAUCGUACAAGGCAUUUGCUUUGUGAAAGGAAUAUGUGUGAAGAAUUUAUAAUCUUACAUCUGGGUUUUCUAGAAUAUGCACAUUAUAUUAUAACCGUAAAAUUUUAUGAUCUGGAGCUAUUUCAUCAAAAAUAUAGAAUAAAAGGGAUAACAUUUUAUUUUAAGACUUACAGUCCUGCAUUCUCACAGAUCGAAAUAUGGUUUAGAUUUAUAUUUUUGCUUUUCACAUUUAUAGUUACGUGUUGGUUCGCCCAUACAUUACGUAAGUACCCGGUGUACGACUGGUCUAUUGAGCAAAAGUGGAUGUCAAUAUUACUCCCUCUUCUUGUAUUGUACAACAACCCUUUCUUCCCGUUGAUAUUUUUGUGGAAUUCGUGGUUCCCCGGAAUGUUAGAUGGAGUUUUACAAGCGACUUUUUUAUGCUCACUUUUAAUGUUUUGGUUAUGUAUCUAUCACGGCUUGCGCCAAAACGAAAGAAGAUUUGUGAGAUUUUAUCUACCCAAAAUAAUUGUUGUUAUGCCAAUUUGGUUUAGCGCCAUAGUUUUAGCUACAUGGGAAAAAUGCAAUGAAUUAAGAGACCCAACAUACAAUCACUUUGUCGACACUAAAAACUAUGAGGGUUUUAAAAUGUUCUUUUAUAUCGCUGGUACGAUGUAUAUUCUUUAUUUGGCUUUACUAGUACUGAAAUCGUAUAGUGAGCUGCGUUCGAUGCCAUUUUUUGACAUGCGUCUUAAAUUUUUAACACUUCUUAUGUUAGUUGUACUAUCAAUAUCUUUAGCAGUUACAGUUAAUCGUUUUGGCUUUGGCAUUUUAGAAGAUAACUUUGUGGCCAACUUGAAAACAACGUACAAAAGUUCAGCGCAAUUUAUGUGUUUUUAUGGUUUACUGAAUUUUUAUUUGUAUACGAUGGCUUACGUUUACUCACCGAAUGGAAAAUCAAAUGAACAAAUAACGAAAGAUAAUCCAGCAUUUUCAAUGAUAAACGAUUCAGACGAAGAUGUCGUUUACGGUUCUGAUGAUGAAAGCCGAAGGCCUUUGAAUUCAUCAAGUAAUACAACAGGUAGUAAAAAUGAUUACGAUAGCGACUAAAUGUAAAAAGAUUAAAUUGGGAAAUAACAAUUUUCUGAAAAAUUUGUAACAAUAAUAAUAAAUUUACGUACAUUUUACUUUACAAAAAAUAAUGUGUAAUAAGAUUUUUUUAUGUUAAUAUUUAUAAAGGUCAAAAAUAGAUUAAAUUAAAAUUAUAUUAUAUUGUAUACUUACGUAAAUGUAGUAUUAACAUGUACUUAAGAUUAAAAGGUCUAUUUUUUAACAGAAAAAAUAUAUUAACAAGAAUAAUUAUUAUAA